Seriola dumerili (greater amberjack) is the source of this 1029-nucleotide messenger RNA. It is a transcript of the gene ccndx, whose product is annotated as G1/S-specific cyclin-D2-like. Gene Ontology annotation, cellular component: cytoplasm; nucleus; cyclin-dependent protein kinase holoenzyme complex. The transcript is spliced from 5 exons. Gene Ontology annotation, biological process: regulation of cyclin-dependent protein serine/threonine kinase activity; positive regulation of G1/S transition of mitotic cell cycle; mitotic cell cycle phase transition. Bases 1 to 1029 code for a protein of 342 amino acids. Gene Ontology annotation, molecular function: cyclin-dependent protein serine/threonine kinase regulator activity. The record is from RefSeq and is a predicted model, not a curated record. Lineage: Eukaryota; Metazoa; Chordata; Actinopteri; Carangiformes; Carangidae.
AUGUGGCUGUGCAUCUACUCUCUGCGCUUGAUGUUUCAGUCACGGGGUUCAUAUUUUACCCAUCAGGCUGUGCAGAUGGACAGAGGCAUGUCUGUGUCUCUGUGGUGCGAGGAGGUGGAGGACGACCGGGGUCAGGGUCAGAACGAUGCUCCAGCGCAGGGUCACAUCAGGGGCUCGUCUCAGCUGCGAGCCGCCUGGGACCCCACUGUGUCGGAGCAUCGUGUGAUCCAGAGGCUGCUUCACGUGGAGGAGAGGUACAUGCCCUCCAUGCUCUACAUCACCCUCAUCCAGCGGGAUCCAGAGCGCAGGGAGGAGCUCACCAAAUGGGCCCUGGAGGUGUGCUGUGAGUGCGGCUGUGACGAGGCAGUGUUUCCUCUGUCUGUCUCUCUGAUGGACAGGUUCCUGUCUGCCUCUCUGUCUAUACCUGUUUCACCGUACUGCCUGGCGGCCAGCUGCAUCCUCAUCGCCUCCAAACUCACAGAGUGUGACAACGUCACUGCUGACACUCUCUGUGCAGCAGCUGAGUACAGCUUCCAGUCUUCCAACCUGCGGGAAAUGGAGCGUGUCAUCCUCGCCACCCUCCGAUGGGACACUGCAGCAGUGACCCCUCAGGACUUCCUCCCACAUUUUCUUGCCUCCGUGGAGCAGAGAGGAGAGGAAGACGGUGGUGAGUCUGAGGAGGGGCGGCUGUCCACCCUGCGGCGGCACAGCGACACUCUGGCUGCCAUGUGUGCCUGUGACUCCCGGUUUCUGGGAGCACCACCGUCACUUGUUGCUGCAGCAUCACUGAACUGUGCACUGCGAGGUCUGGGCAACAAGGGGCCCUAUCAGCUGGCUCUUAUGAGUGAAGCACUGGCAGAGUUGUGCCAGAGUGACCUGGCAGUGCUGCAGUGCUACAGCGAGAUGAUUGAAUACACCCUCCGCCAGCGGCUGAGGAGUGGACUCCAGCAGGGCCCCAUGGAGAAAGAUGAGGAGGUGGAGAAUGAAAGGGCCGGGACCCCCACUGACAUGAGAGAGAUUGAUUUCUAA